Molecule: messenger RNA, 1677 nt
Organism: Trichoderma harzianum CBS 226.95
Lineage: Eukaryota; Fungi; Ascomycota; Sordariomycetes; Hypocreales; Hypocreaceae
Exons: 3
Coding region: 1-1677 (558 amino acids)
Molecular function (GO): heme binding; iron ion binding; monooxygenase activity
Source: RefSeq, a predicted model, not a curated record
AUGAUUUCUUCGUCUUUCCAUCUUUUGGGGGAGCAACCAUCCACCUCCCGCCAAAUCACGUUCCCUUCGGACUUCAGUUUUGCGGAUUUGCAAGAGUUGGUUGCAUCUCACUUUGCUAUUGUAGACUCUAACGAUGUUGGCUUCAUUCAUCAAAAUAUCGAGUUGACAUCGGUAAACGAGGUACGCGCAGCAACCGACCCCGUUGCGAUAUCAAUCAGUGGCAAAUCUGUACGAGAUAUACCGGGGCCAGGUGGUUUGCCAUUCGUUGGAAGCUUUUUCGAAGUAUAUCCCGACCAUCUUGGAAACCAUCAACGGCUAUUUAAUAAAUACGGAUCACUAUUCGUCACGACCAACAUGGGAAGUCGCAUCCACCAUACUAAUGAUCCUCGUUUGGCCAAUCUCUUCUUCACUGAGAGCCCUUUCUUUUCGAAAAAGAUAAUCCCCAACCAUCCCAUACAUCCAUUAGGUAUGCCAGAAGCUGGAUUGUUUUUUGGCGAUACAGAUUCGGAGGCAUGGCGGAUUACGCAUAAAUUUUUACCGCCAGCUUUGGGCCCCAAGGCAGUUCGACAUUAUGCACCAGCAAUGCAAAAAACAGCGGAAGAGUCAUUCAAUGUAUUCGACAAAUUGGAUCAGGAUGGGGAAGCAUGGAACGUAUUUCCAUACAUGAUGAAGAUCGGUUCUCAAGCAGUUGGCAGACUUGUUUUUGGCAUGGAUUUCAAUCACUUCGCAUCUGUUGAUGCUCCUUUGCACGAGUUUGUGCUCAAGCUUGCGCAUAAUGUCGAACUAAGCAAGCGAGUGUCGUCUUUCGGUAGCUGGUAUGCAAACAUGCCAUUCGGAGACCCCAAAAAACUUCGAGACAAUAUGCACGAAAUCCAGAGAAUGAUAUUUGAAACAUCCAAGAAUGCAUCCACGGGAAUUGAAGAUUUAAACCUUCAAGAUGCCGCUCUACAGUCUCAAAAUUUAGUCGACUACUGUCUCAGGGCAAGAGAUUUGAAGGGCAAUCGAUUGACCUGGGAUCAAUUCGUACCAGCUCUGGUUGUGCUUACCGGCGCCGGGUUUGUAACCUCCGCCGCGUUGCUCUCGUGGAUGAUAUACGCCCUUGUGACCAACGAAGGGGUGCAAGAGAGAUUGCUCCAAGAAUUGAUUGACCACGACUGGGAUGACAACAUCCAAGUGACCGGAGAUCUGGUAAACGAACUCAAGUUUCUGAAUAACUUUAUCAAGGAAACUCAGCGGACACACAAUCCUUCGUUCCAGCCCGCCAGAACAGCCUUAGUGGACAUGAUUUUACCUGGGGGGUACAGGUUGGCAAAGGACUCUAUUGUUGUUGCCGAUUUGCACCACAUUCACAAGAACCCACACAUCUGGGAUAACGCUGAAAAGUUUGAUCCUGACCGGUGGGACACCGAGAAAGUUAAAAAUCGACCUGCUGGAUCCUACCAACCCUUUGCCUCGGGCCCUCGGAGCUGCAUUGGAUUCAAUUUUGCCCUCCAAGAGGUUAAAAUCGUGCUAUCUAAGCUGUUGUACCGAUACAGAUUUAGUCUGGCCGAAACGGGAACCGUCGAGUAUAAUCCUUAUUAUUUACUGAUUAAGCCUAGUAACUUAUAUGUACGAGCCGAAAGGAGGUUCAAGUGGCCACAGAAGACUUGUGCUAGGACUGAUCCAUUGACAGAUUGA